GAGCGUUAGCGCCGCUCGCGCCCCCUCCCCCGCUCCCUGUGCGCCGUUGCGGGUCAGUGCCAGCCUCUGCCGCAGUGAGGGGAGCUGAGCCGGAGCCGAGCCGAGCCAAGCCGGGCUGGGCUGAGCCAGAGCCGGCGGCAGCGUCGGGCCCGGGGCGCGGCGGCGCCGAACACGCAACAGCGACACCGGGACUCGGUGGAUUCAUCUGUGGGGGAGACGCCUGACACCCGCCCGCCGCCAUGGUCACAGCUGUGCAAACAGGAAUCUUGGCAUGAGUAGCUUUGACAUUUAUUUAUACAAAAGGAAAAAAAAGAGAUGAAAAUCUUUAAAACUUAGACUUUUGGAUUCGUCUGUGAAGAUGAACACCUGGCACAUCAUACCAGGUAACUACGUUUUAACUACCUUAUUUGAAUACAUGUAACAAAUACUGAAUAAUUGUGUGGUUUUUACAUUUUCACUUACUAGAUUUUUCUGUGUUUUUGUAGAUAUCCAAGUUCCAGUCCUGGAUAGGGAAAUGAGGCAAGCUACCCCUUGGAAAUGUGCUCUCACUUUGAUGCUGAUGAAAUCAAACGGCUAGGAAAGAGAUUUAAGAAGCUUGAUUUGGACAAUUCUGGUUCUUUGAGCGUGGAAGAGUUCAUGUCUUUACCUGAAUUGCAACAGAAUCCAUUAGUACAGCGAGUAAUAGAUAUAUUUGACACAGAUGGAAAUGGAGAAGUGGACUUCAAAGAAUUUAUAGAGGGAGUCUCCCAGUUCAGUGUCAAAGGAGAUAAGGAGCAGAAGUUGAGGUUUGCUUUUCGCAUUUAUGAUAUGGACAAAGAUGGGUAUAUCUCAAAUGGAGAGCUCUUCCAGGUGCUGAAGAUGAUGGUUGGGAACAAUCUCAAAGACACUCAGUUACAGCAAAUUGUAGAUAAAACCAUAAUUAAUGCAGAUAAGGAUGGUGAUGGAAGAAUAUCCUUUGAAGAAUUCUGUGCUGUUGUAGGAGGCCUAGAUAUCCACAAAAAGAUGGUGGUAGAUGUGUGACUCUGUAGGGCACCACCCAACACUUUUGCUUUCUUCUCCAUCUCUGAAGAUCUGCUCAAGACGUCCAGCAAUGCUCUCUGUGUAUUUAAAUGGAAGUAUUUUCUCUGUGAAGCCACAUUUUCCAACAUGAGCCUCAUGAAGCCAACUAAGUGUUAUUGAACUUUUAUUCUCUCAAUAACUCAGUGUAGCACUUUAAAGUCUGAAGGACAGCAAAGAUGGAAAGAGCAUAUCAGUGUGGUGGAGAAAGGGAAGGGGUUGGCUUUUUAAUUUAUUUUUCUUCAUCUUUUAUAACAAGGAAAUAUCUAUCUAUAUAUAUAUAUGUGUGUGUGUAUUUAUAUAUAGAUAUAUAUGUAGCUUUCUAUAUGUAGUAGCUAGGUGGGCUUUAAUUUAAUAUACUUGAUUCAGAAACAAAACUAGAGUACAAAGUGCCAAGCAGAAUAUUAACAGUUCAAUAUAUGGAUAUACAUCCUUACUUUUAUUUCACACAGUUUUAUAUAUAUAGUAGAAGAAUGUAAAAUUUUAACUGGGUGUUAGGUCAGCUCUUUUCCUUUUCCUGUGACUGUUCAGAUGUUUCUAUAUAUUGACUGGCUGACAAAGCAUUGCUUCUUAUUAAUUCACCUUAAUUACAUUUUUUGUAACACAGGAGACUAAGUUUAUUUAUACCUGUUAAUAUAUUACCAGGGACUGUGUCUCUUUGCUAAAUAACUUAGUACAGUUCUACUUAAUAUGAGAAUAUAGUUUAAUGCUACUGCCAAGAACUAGCCCUCGUGCAUAUAGUAACUGUGGAAUGCUUUGAUGGCCGCUAGGUUUUGUCAUCUAGGAAUUGGGAGCAGUUACAGCUGUCUUGAAGCAAAGGCAGAUCUGCUGUUCUGGAUUCAUUUUAGAUACAGCUGCUCAAGGUGUUAGACACAUCCAUGAUUUUUUUCUUGUGCUUAGCUUAAUGAAAUUAGGAUUGAUGUAACUCUGCAGGAUUCCCACCUACUUAUUUUCUACAGUACUUAAGACUAGAAAAUGUUCUUGCCAUUUAAAUUCUGGUUUUCAACCAUGAUAGUUUCCCCUCUGCAUUUAAAGAAUACUACAGGUAGCAUAAAUAACUGGUAAUAUUUUAUAUAUAUAUAUAUGUAUAUAGGAUUCAUACAGGGGGAAAAUCUUGUUAACCUAUGCCAUAGAGGAGGAAAACUUCACACUAUCUAAAUUUAUACCUCUUGCGGUUCUCCAGUCCUUUGCCUGGGGAAUUAUUUUCUUUUCUAGAUUUGUCCAUAUCAUGAUUUGUAACGGAUGGUAACUUGAUAUAUUUGUGUGAUAUAAAAGUAGUGAGCCAUGUUUUACAACUUUAUAUCAUCCCUUCCCUUUUCUGCAGUGGUACUAUUGGCUGGAGGAAAAACAUUUGCUAGAUUUUUUUAGGACAGUUCAUCUUUCCUGUAUAGUAGUUUUUCUAUUAAAGAGAAAAAAUUGUUUUAUAAUCAGCAGUGGGAAGUGCAGGUUGUCUGAACCUACUUCAGUCGAGCACCUGUCUGCCAUAGCUGUUCCUUCAACUGAGUGCUGCACAUCAUGGGCUCUGUCUGUGAGAGAGAAAUCCAGGUGCUUGGUGUCCUUGCAUGACAUAAAGUUUUGCAUGUAGAUCGAUUUGAAAUGUUCCUCUUGUUUACAUAAUUUGCAUAAUUUAAAAGAUAAAUGUUGCCAAACUUUGGUAAAUGUUAAUGUUCAAAACGAAAAUCUCCACUACAUGUAACUUUUCUUCCUCUGGAUCAGUACGUGGUUUAUAAUCCCAGCCAGUGGUUGUAUCUGUUCCAGUGUCAACUGCCAUGUGCUCUGCUUCGAGGGGGAACUAGUCUUUUGUGAAUUUUUUGUACAUAAGUAUUUGUUACAAACAUUUAGCAAAUGCUUUUGAUUUCUCUUACUUGCUUGUGCAUAUCUUGGCUGGCAUUAUAGAAAUCAGUGCUAAUGUUAUUUCCUUAGGGGGGUUGGAAGGGGAGGGAUGAGGUUGGGUUUUUUUUUUAUUUUAUUUUUGUUUUGGGGAUUUUUGUUUUUCGGGGGUUUUUUUUCUUGUUUGGGGUUUUUUUUGUGGGUUUUUAUUUUGGUGGGGUUUUUUUUCCAGUUUGUGUGGGGAAAACUGAUUUAUGUUGAAUGUUUAGUUUUUCCUCUGCAUGCUACAUCAUACGUUGUGGGACUAUAAGAACCUUCAUACUACAUGAAUACAAAAUAAAAUAUUUGAACCUUG
Melopsittacus undulatus (budgerigar) is the source of this 3241-nucleotide messenger RNA. It is a transcript of the gene PPP3R1, whose product is annotated as protein phosphatase 3 regulatory subunit B, alpha. The coding region runs from base 538 to 1020 and encodes 160 amino acids. NCBI's taxonomy places the organism in Eukaryota, Metazoa, Chordata, Aves, Psittaciformes, Psittaculidae. Gene Ontology annotation, molecular function: calcium-dependent protein serine/threonine phosphatase regulator activity; calcium ion binding; phosphatase binding. The record is from RefSeq and is a predicted model, not a curated record. Gene Ontology annotation, biological process: calcineurin-mediated signaling; protein dephosphorylation. Gene Ontology annotation, cellular component: calcineurin complex. The transcript has 7 exons.